CAGCAGCAGCAGCAGCAGCAGGUGGAGCAGUGACAGAGUCUGCAGCACUUGUGUUCAUCAGCUCCGGUCAGACUGGGAUUUCUUCCUCCGCUCGGCUUCACUUUCAGCGCUUUCUCUUCUGGAAAUUACCCGCUGGAGACGGAGCUUCGUCGGGAGGAGCGCGGAGCUUUUCCACCUUGUUAAAGGGACACCAUGCUUUACUUCUGGAUACACACCGUGUGGAUCCCCGGCGUCACUCUCCUCUUUGGAUUUCAAGGAUUCCCCGUCCGGAGUGUGGAUAUGCAGCGGGCGACCGACAACAUCACAAUCCGCCAGGGCGACACGGCGAUUAUAAGGUGUUAUGUGAUGACAAAGUGUCCAAGGUGGCCUGGCUCAAUCGAUCCAACAUCAUCUUUGCCGGCCAAGACAAGUGGUCCCUGGACCCCCGAGUAGAUCUGGUCACCAAAGGACAGCUGGAGUACAGCCUGCGCAUACAAAAGGUGGAUGUGUAUGAUGAGGGCUCGUACACCUGCUCCAUACAGACGAAGCAGCAGCCCAAGACCUCACAGGUUUACCUCAUUGUACAAGUUCCAGCCAACAUCUACAAGGUGUCAGAAGACAUCAUCGUGAACGAAGGCAGUAACGUGACGCUCAGUUGUUUGGCGAGUGGCAGGCCGGAUCCUGCAAUCACCUGGCGGCUGCUCAACCCCUCAGCUGAGCCGUUGGACGGAGAAGAAUACCUGGACAUUAUAGGCAUCAUGCGAAACCAAGCGGGUCGAUAUGAAUGCAAGGCCAGCAACGACGUCGCCACGCCCGACGUCAAAUAUGUCAACGUGGUUGUCAACUACCCUCCAACAAUAAAGAAAACCCAGAGCUCAGAGACUCAGGUGGGCCGCCUGGGGACGCUGCAGUGCGACGCCACCGCUGUGCCCACACCGGAGUUUGAAUGGUACAGAGACGAAAAAAGGCUGUCCAACGCCCAGGGCAUCAAUAUCCAAAUUCUCGGCACUACCACUAUUCUCAUGAUUGCCAACGUCACUGAAGAGGAUUAUGGGAACUAUACCUGUGUGGCCUCCAACCGACUGGGCGUCCAGAAUGCCAGUCUCUUCCUCUUCAGACCCGGGACAGGUCGAGAUAUCAACGGCUCCGCCUGUGUAUCUCACUCACUGUGGCUCCUGCUGGCCUGCCUCGCCUGCCUUCUCUUCAAGUGUUAAUGCCGCUGUUGUACUCUUCCUCUCCUCCUGCCUCAUAGCCUUCCUUCCUCCCUUCCUCCUUCUCCUCUCCAACUCACCGACAUCCUUAUUGCUACCUUAUUACCGACUCCACCGCCCUGCAGACUGUUUGCAUAAUGAAACGGAAAAAAAAACCCUGAUGUGCUCUCCAUCACUGCUUAGAGGUAUUACAAGAAGUGAUGGCUUACGAGUCAAAUGUUUGAAGAACAGCAAGAAAAAAAAACAACAAUGAAUUGAAGGACAGAACAAGCAAACAGCGCUCUCUUUUUAUUUCGUAUGCACUUCUUUCUGUGCAGUCUUGACCUCGGGGUCAGGAUUGCGAUUAGGAUUUGUUGUGUUUUGUCUUCAUGGGAAUGAAAGCAGAUAAUCAUUUGUCUCUAAAAGUACUGAAGACAUGUCUCUUUUCUCCCAUAGAUGCAUUAUGUUACCUUAAAUAAUAGACUUAACCGAGUGUUUAACCAGUGCAUUAUUUGACAACAUGCAAAGUAUCUGCCAAAUAUCUUUGACCUGUAGAGGUUUGAAACUAACACAUUCAGAAUUUAAAGGGAAAAUACAGCGAGUGAUUCAGUUCUGAGAUCAAAGCUUAAUAUUAAAAUGACGACAAUGUGACGCUAUUAGACCGAGACAGAGAUGUAGAGCAUUAGCCGGAUAUCUUUCCAAUCAAUGUCUUUGUUGUUGCAGACGCAGCCGUCUCUUAGCUUGCUGCAGAAAUCACGAAUGCAAUGAAAAGGAUCAACUUGAUCCACCUGAGCUAAACCAAUACGGAGUGCAAACCUCUGAGGAAAUACGUUUUGACAUCGUCAUCCAGUUUCUUUGCAAACCUCGCUCGCCUUUAACCCAAAAUAAUUCCUCUUUGCUUCUGCAACGGGAGAAAAGAACAACGCAGUAGGUUGUAACAAUGCGUGCUGUACAUAGUCAAAUUUUGUAUUUCUCUACGGUAAGACGACUCGUUGGGCCACCGUCACAAACAGGAAACAGGGGAGCCGUUGCAGCUGCGCCGCAUUCAGCGACAUUAACUGUUCAACAUGCAGUGUUUUGCUUUUUCAGUUUUAGGAUCAUUUCUUCUCUACUGCUGGAAUUUGGAUAACAAAAAAAAAAUGUAUGACACCAAUGAAUGACUUACUUUUUUCUCUUUCAAAGAAGUGUGCGUGUUUUACUAUGAAAUGAUGCAGAAAAAGUCAUAAUAUAUUGAUAUUGAGGUUAUUUUUUUUCUUGUCUCUUACCUCAUUCAUUUUAGUUGUAUGUAUAUAAAUAUAUAUAUACUUGAAUCCAACGUCCUUAUAUUAUAUGAAAAGUCAAAUUUACGUGUCCAUGUUCCGGAGUAGGGUAGCGAUUUGUUAAGGACGAAUAACUUGUAGACCCUGCUCGAUCAUAAGAACUGAAGCCCGUUAGACAAAUGUUUAAAAAAAAAAAAAAAAAAAAAAAAGGAGUAAAAAAGUUAGCUUAAAAAGAAGAUAGUUUUGUGUUGUGAGUUUUUAUUGUACCUAUCCUUAGGAUGAUACAAGUGCUGGUUUACAUGACAAAAACAGAGGAUGGAGAAUUACGUUUAGCUCGCUCUUUCAAAAGCCGGGAACGCCAUGUGGACGCAGAAAAUGAAUUCUGAAUGCUAACUCCCCACCGCACUGACGGGCCUCUUUAUAACGACAGAAUAUUGCAAUCAAUUCUCUCAUCAUCGCGCCUCACUAACACGUCACUGAAUUUAUUUCCUACUGACCAAAAUGGUUCGAGGAGUACUCUUGUGUGUGGACAUUUUGUAAAACUCUCAAUAACAGUGCAGCUCUUCUUCUCAGAAGUCCAAGCUGUGGUGGUGGAAACUGCUGAAACUGGUGCACUAUUAGCUGCCUUCUUUUGCCAUUUAUUUUGACCCACUGCAAGGCGACUAAUAGCAUAUGGACUCAUCAGCGCCCAGUUCAGCUCCUCCUCGUCUCUGCUCUUCUAACAAUCAAAGCCGAGAUAGUACAAGUACUGUAAAACACACGUGUAAUUAAUGUCAUCCUCGUCAUGCACUAAAGCCAUCUGUUCCACGUGUUUUCACUGUAAAUGCUUCUGAGGCCAUGGUUGUGUGACUUUAUAGUGUCGUUAUGCCAUCUGAUCCAGUCUGAUUUUCAUGUGUGGGGAGAGGGGGGGGGUUAAAAAAGCAGAAGAAGGAGAGCUAAGCAGAGACUUAAACUUCAAGACUGAAGCCUAUAAUAGUGAAAUACAAAAGGGUUGAAUACAGCAUCAAAUGAAAGUUUACAAUCUGAUUUUCUGUCUAAUGAAGGGACCAGAGCACUGCUUGUGUUUUCAUCAUCUUUAACUUUUUUUAUUUACUUGUUUUUCUACAACUGACACGGCUGGUUAAGCCACUUUAACUUCUCCUGAGGUUUUUUUUAUUUUUACUUUUAUUUUACUGCAUUGGUAUUGGUGCAGACUCAAUUAGCAGCCUUUAGCCUCUGGCUAGCUAGAAUGCUAAUUGAUCGGCAGCAAUCUUCUUCCUUCUGUUUUUAAGACAUGAAUGAUCUGGACCCCUGUGGUGAAAUCGUUCCUCAUGCUCAGCUUGCAUGAGAGUGACCUGUGCUACAUGUCGAUUUUUCAGUCGAUCAGUCUGUCCGUCUCAAAUGUGUUGCUUAAAAAAAAAAACCUCAGGGCAGAGCGAGGCUGGCCUUGGGCAGACUCACAGACUAAAUAAAAAUGCGUUCUUUGGUUUUGCUGGAGGAGACCCCGGCAGACUUACCAGAUGAGGGUCUCCAAACUGUGCCCAGCAUUUCAUUUAACCUGCGUGGAGAGCAUGGUGGAGUAAAGUGAGGAGCUCUCACACAUUGUGUUGCUACAUUCAAUUUGACCGUCAUUUUCUAAAUGUUCAGUUAAUACCUAUUUGUGUGUCCAUACAGGUUAAAACCAACCCUAACGCACAGACUGACGUUAAGAACAUUACUGUAAAAGCCAUGCAGCUCUGUCUUACCCACAAGCAGGGGCGUGUCCAGACGGGUGGCAUGGGCCCCCCAUCCCUCUGAAAUCUAAUUGGCCACUCCAAAAAUCCAAAACAAUUAUUAACCAGUUGCUUUGGCAGAGGAAGAACUUAUCCUAAUUAAAUCAAAAUCAACUAUUUGGGCUUUUUGCAGCAGUCUGAUCGUAGUUUUCAAUGCUGCACAGUUUAUUUUAUCGUUGCUUUAAAUUGUAGAUAAAUAUUUCACUCUUUUAAUUAAUUUGCUAGGUGCAUAUGAGAGGAAUGAGUUCGGCAAAAUCUGCAAGAAAACUCAAGAUAGCACACAGCAAAAAUACAUUUAUUGGUAACAUUUUGAUGCUGAAACAUUGCCAAUAAAUGUAUUUAAGAAUAUUUUUUCCGCAAGUUAGACAGUGUACAUCAGUGUGCUUGCAAUUUUGAAGUACUUCAGGUUUUUUACAUUGGGUCCUGCAAGAAUUAAGCUUAGAGGACUUAGAUUUAGCCACUAAUUUGUGUUUCAGUGUAAAGGGUUAACUCAAUGCAACCCCUUCAUACGCCAGGGACCAAGUUGGGCCACCCCAGUCAGUCACGCCCCUGUCCACAAACAGAAAGAAAUCCUGUCCUGUCAUUGCUCAAAAGAAAAACCAACAGCCAGCCUAUGGACACAGCACCAACCCCUGUAGACCGACCGAAUAUCUGCUGACGCCUGUAGACACAGCUUUCUAGUUUACGACUGAGCAUCGCCUCAAAAACAUCUCCAUCGCAUCACUGUUGGCUUACAUGUGUGUGCCUGUGUGUGCGUGUGCUGACACCUAUUCUGUUCAUUUAUAUUAACCUACCUGAGAAGUUAACGUGAGGCAUGAGAUACACAACGAGUUUUCUGUUGAACUUCGGUUACCACGGUAACCCUGGGUUUUUUAUUUAGGAAUCUGUUCCUCCUCAGUGUGUGUAUAUAUAUACAAUAUGAUGUUUCUAAAGUAGAAUCUUGUAAAGUCAGCAACUCCAUAAGAUCAUGUUUAUACAACUCGACAUCUAAAGAUUGAAACAGCAAAUGUAACUAUCACGUUUGUACUUCCCUUCCCUUCGUCAGGGGGAAUUCGGAUUCAGUCAUGGAUUUAUGACACAACAAUGUCCCGUGUGUCUUUUUUUGUUUUCUAUUUUACUUUUCUUUAUUACAGCAUAAGGUGAUUGCAGUCAGUUUCUAAAAAAUGAUAUGUAAUAAAGGUAUAUGAGAAAAUGUUCAUAACACAAAAAUAAAGUGGUUUGAAUUCAA
Labrus bergylta (ballan wrasse) is the source of this 5407-nucleotide messenger RNA. RefSeq names its product limbic system associated membrane protein (gene lsamp). NCBI's taxonomy places the organism in Eukaryota, Metazoa, Chordata, Actinopteri, Labriformes, Labridae. The record is from RefSeq and is a predicted model, not a curated record.